GAAGUACAGUUUGACGGUUUUAAAGAAGUUGAUUUAAGAGAGAAAUUUGCGGAGAUAGUGAUAUAUAUUGCGGAUUAGGUUAGUUCAUUUCAGUUUCUUGGUUUAUCUUCAGAUUUUGCUGGACGAAGAAAGUACUGCAUAUUUAAGGUUUGGUUUUGGUUUCAGAAGUUGUAUUCAUCUUUUCAAGUUUGACUGUGUUAAUUAUUAAAUUAUGGUAAUGGGGAAGAAUUUGUACUCUUCAGAGUUUGUUAACUGCACAAGAGCAUUAAGAAGGAAAAGGAUUACUAUAUCAAACAAUAUGGAAACUUUUCCUUUUAAUUCUCCUAUUAGAACUCCAUUAAAGAAGCAGCGAUCUAUUACGCGAUUGGAUUCGGAGAAUUUGUCACUUCUACAACAGGACAUUUUGUCUAUUGAAUCUCUGCCACAGGACAUUUUGGUAAGGAUAUUAUGUUGUGUGGAGCAUGAAGAUCUUAAGCAACUUGUACAUGUUUCGAAAUCGAUGAAAGAUGCUGCAUUGGUUGCAAAGAAAUGGCAUUUUGAAUUUAGUACUCCAAAUGCAAAAACCGCUGCUUUACGGUCUUUCAAUUCAUCUGAAGAUCUAAGUAGGUUUGAUAUGGAAACACCGAAUGCUCCUGGAAAACAAGGGUUUUACAGGCGUCGAAUCAGCCGGGAGAAACUCACAGACCUCGCUGUGGCUUUGUUCCAUUCACCUGAGGAAGAAAACUGGUCUAAGAAGAACAAUGGAGGGUUUUGUUCAUGGAAUUGAACUAAAACAUUUGAGUGAUUUCUGUGAAUAUUAACUAACACAAUUCUUAUCAGGGUGUUUUGUGUAGACUUGGUUGUUAUAGCUGUUUUUGUCGUUGUUGUAUUUAUAUAUGUAGGGAUAAAGAUAGGAUUCAUUUGAUCCAAGUUAAGUUACGUAUUGUAGGUUAUAUUAGUAGGUCAUUCUUCAAUUGGCUUCAUUGAAGGUCUAGUGAAUUUAUUUUUCUCUUCUUCCUAUUUAGUUGUGUGGAGGAGUUUUCAAGUAGAGUUCGAAAAUGGGCAUUUCCCUCCUUGCCUAUAUGCUGCAGAGCUAUGUAAUGUACAGAUUUAAAUUCGGUUCAGUUACUUUUUUGUUCUCAAGAACUCGUGCUUUUUUGUAGUAUGUAUUAUGUAAUUUGUGCUUCAAUUUUAGUACAUGGUAAUUUUGAGAUUGGUUCA
Molecule: messenger RNA, 1200 nt
Organism: Papaver somniferum (opium poppy)
Lineage: Eukaryota; Viridiplantae; Streptophyta; Magnoliopsida; Ranunculales; Papaveraceae
Product: F-box protein At1g61340-like
Exons: 4
Coding region: 212-766 (184 amino acids)
Molecular function (GO): protein binding
Source: RefSeq, a predicted model, not a curated record